AUGGUGAGGAGAAUAGUCUUUGAGUCUGUUUUGAGUUUGGAUGAAAGAAAACUAGCAGAGGAAGCAAAACAGAGAACCCUGAACAUCCUUACCGAUGCUCUGAAGAAAAAAGACCAUCUCUUGGUGGAGAAACCAGAAGACCUGAGUGAAUUAAGUCGGCAUCUUCCACUCAUUCCAAUCAUUAGUGCUAAUCUCGUUCAACAGCUCAUCGAUGAACUCCAGAAAGUGUCAUUUAAGAAGAAUAUAAGUCCAAGAAAUGACAGAACCGUAGCUUACGUCUACAGUAACUUGAGCGACAGAGUCAUUUAUUUGUGUCCAUUGUUUUGGAAACAAUCAGAAUUCUUAGACAUCAAUUCUCGCCUUGGAACUUUAAUACACGAGGUUGCUCAUUUUCUGGGGUAUGAUGAUUCUGUUCCUAAAUCUUUGACAGAUAAAACUGGGGACAUAACCCUAAACAAUGAAACAGUCAAGCUCACUACAUAUGACAUUGAGCUUGCAUUUGGAUUGUUCAUGUCACAUCGUGGAACCUACACAGACGGUGCGUAUUCAUGCUGCGGAGAGAAGUCCAGGGACUCGGUCUGUGAACAUUCUUUGAUGAGCUACGUGAUCAGGUAUUUCAGACAAAAUGUCAUUAUCACUUUGUAUCAUAAGGGUUCACCAACUUAUCCGAUCGCAAAUUGUAGACCAAGCAUGUCAAACUUGCGGCCCACAAUAAAUCUCUUUGCAGCCCGGCGAGCUGCUAGUUUGACAUGCUUACUAAGGCAGAGUAGGCACUUGCUCUCCUUAUAUUGUAGGUGCCUAUUCUGCUAAAAUUUACCCGCCCAGGGAGGAGAGGUCGCUAGCGGCAGCGAGGGAGCUCAGUCUUCCUGCUCCUCACUGCUCCCUCGCACGCCCCUCUGUGGUGAUGCCGAGUGCCGUCAUUCCGGCCCGGCAUCACUAAACUGCGCAUGUUAGGAAGUAGUGAGGAGCAGGUAGGAGACCUCCUGAGAGAAGAUUUCCACCGGACCCCAUGGAGAGGCCCCAUACAAGCUCCCAUAGGUAGGGAACAAUAAAUAAAAUUAUGUGAGUGUGUGCAAGAAUAUGUAAAUGCGUGUGUUUGUGUGUGUGAUUGUGUGUGUGUGUGUGUCUGUCAGUGAGUGUGUCUGUGUGCCUGUCAGUGUGUGUGUGUGUCUGUCAGAGAGUGUGUGUGUGUCUGUCAGAGAGUGUGUCUGUCAGAGAGUGUGUGUCUGUGUGUCUGUCAGUGUGUUUGUCUUUCGGUGUGAGUGUCUGUCAGUGUGUGUGUCUGUCAGUGAGUGUGUCAGUGAGUGAUAGUCUGUCAAAGUGAUUGGUGCGUUUGUCAGUGAGUGUGUGUUGGUCAGUUUUGCUAUGGUCACGGCUGGACAGUGGAGGACCUGGAGGUGCACGGAGGCACAUAAAGCCACGUCACAUUCCGACGUGACGUCAAUGUGCUCCACCUUCACAGGGUUUCAAGGAGUAGCGGGAGGAUCCUCUUUGGCACAGGGUGUGGACAGGGUCAUUGGGAGUAUACCAAAGGCUGAUCUCUGAAUGUGUAAUGUGUGUGUGUGUCUGCCAGUGUGUGUGUCUGUCAGUGAGUGUGUCUGUGUGUCUGUCAUUGUGUGUGUACCUGUCAGUAUGUGUAGGGGCGUACCUAGAGCAUGUGGCACCCGGGGCGGGUCCGGGGUUUGGCACCCCCCUGCCCCUCCCCCCUCCAUAAAACAAAACAAAAAACAACUUCUACAUUUUUAGAAAAGUGUUCUUUUUUUAAAUUUUUUUUUUUUAAAUUUUACAUCUUUUUUUACAUUUUUUUUAAAUGUAUUGGACAAGUUUGUAAACUUUUUAAAACCCCUACCCCCUUCUACAAAAUCCCUGCACCCCCUCACACACAGUUACACAGUUACAGGCACACAGUUACAAGCAGACAGUCACACGCACACAGUCACAUGCAGACAGUCACACAUAUAGUCACAGGCAAUCAUACAUACAGUUACAGGUAGAGAGUUACACACACACAGUCAGUUACAAGCAGUAACACAUAGUUAUGCACACUGUUACAGGCAGACAGUCACAUAUACAGUCACACACACAGUCACAGGCAGACAGUCAUAUACAUAGUUACAGCCACACACACAGUUACAGGCAGCUAGUCACACGCACACAGUUGCAGACAGUUACACACACAGUAUGUUACAGACAGUCACGCACACAGUUACAUGCAGACAGUCAAACACACACACAGUCACAGACAGCAUCACACAGUCACAGGCAGACUGUCACACAUAGUCACAGGCAGUCACACACACACAGUCACAGGCAUGCAGUCACACACACACACAAUUACAGGAAGACAGUCACACACACACACAAUUACAGGAAGACAGUUACACACACACGCAGUUACAGGCAGACUGUUACACACACACACACACACACACAGUUACAGGCAGACAGUUAUGCACACACACACAGUUACAGGCAGACCAUUACAGACACACACACACACACAGUUACAGGUAGACAGUUACGCACACACACACACACAGUUACAGGGUCAGGCAGACAGUUACACACACACACACACACACAGUUACAGGCAGACAGUUACACACACUCUCUUACUUACAGACAGUGUGGGCUGGAGGAGUGAAUUCAUUGAAGUCCUUCCCUUGGAGCCUGUUAGGUGGAGGAGCAGGGAUUUCUUCUUGCUGCACCUCCAUGUGCAGCAGUUACAGCAGCGCCCCCGCUCUCGGAUAGGCUCUGCCCCUAAAUGGCCGUAGCUCCACCCCCUUCUUCCUUCCGUGCGGCCAGUUCAGCUUUCUGGUCUCUCCAUGUGAGUUGUGCGACACCCCAGCUGCCAUGGGGUGCAGCUCACAUGUCCCCCAUUAGCCUUCAGACCACCCCCCUACCAGGUCGCCCCCCCCCUUAGUCCGCCACUGAAUAUGUGUGUGUGUCUGUCAGAGAGUGUAUGUGUCUGUCAGAGAGUGUCUGUCAGUGAGUGAGUGUGUGUGUGUGUGUUUGUCAGUCAGCGAGUGUGUGUCUGUCAGUCAGUGAGUGUGUGUCUGACAAAGUGAGUGUGUGUGUCUGUCAGUGAGUGUGUCUGUUAGUGAGUGAGUGUGUGUCUGACAGUGUGUGUGUGUGUCUGUCAGUGAGUGUGUGUUGGUCAGUGUUGCGAUGGCUGCAGCUGGACAGUGGAGGACCUGGAGUUGCACGGAGGCACAUAACGCCACGUCACAUUCCAACGUGAUGUCAACAUGCUCCAUCUUCACAGGGUUUCAAGUAGUAACAUGAGGAUCCGCUUUGGCACAGGGUGUGGAAAGUGCCAUUUGGGGUAUACCAGAGGCUGGACUCCGGAGUUGCAUACUGGCAGUGGCAAUGUGAGUGGAGUUUGCUUGUUGGCUAAUAUUGUUUUGUUUGUAAACAAGGGCCAGGGUUUAGUAGAGGGGAGUGCUGGGAUUUAGUAGAGAGAGUGGGACUGUUUUUUAUUGUACUGUACUUUUCAAAACAAACCUACAUUCCCAUGAAAAUGUAAGGUGUUUUUUUUUUUUUGCGGCCCACAUACACUUAAACCUUUUUUAUUUGGCCCAUGCUAGCCUUUGAGUGUGACAUGCUUCCUGUAGACAUUCUGAAACCAAAUACUUACAGGGUUAUUCACUAAAUUUCAUAUUUAAGGCCAAAACUGAAAGCAAAGCUAACUUGGAGACAUUUUUUUCAGUUGGCUAUUUUCCCCUAAAAUUUUUAAUUCACUGUAAAUUCUCGAUAUCUCUCAGUUUAGUGAAUCCUCUGUUAUUUAAAUUCAAAAUGUCCAGUGCCAAUCAGAUUCUAUCCACUAAAGUGUAAAUUGCCAGGAAUUCAAAGCAUAAUUAAAAUGUGCAAAAGUCAAGUUCUUGACUUUUGUCUAAUCACAGUUCUAACCUUCACAUGUCCCUUUUAAUAUUACAAAGGUUCUCUGCUUUAGCAACAAUCAGAGGUGACGGGCAAUCUAUGGUCAGUGUCCUUUAUCAAGGAUCUUAUUUAAAAAAUCUUAUUUAACAAAAAAAAGUUUCCUUUUCCAUCCUCCUUUAAUCUUUUUGUUCUAUAUUUGAAUGGCCAAGGAGAAUAUCAGAUGAAUCUGUUUUGAGUGAAGAUGAGCAGAAACAGGCAGAAGAAGCAAAACAAAGAACUCUGUUCAUCCUUACCGAUGCUCUGAAGAAAAAAGACCAUCUCUUGGUGGAGAAACCAGAAGACCUGAGUGAAUUAAGUCGGCAUCUUCCACUCAUUCCAAUCAUUAGUGCUAAUCUCGUUCAACAGCUCAUCGAUGAACUCCAGAAAGUGUCAUUUAAGAAGAAUAUAAGUCCAAGAAAUGACAGAACCGUAGCUUACGUCUAUAGUAGCUUAAGCGACAGAGUCAUUUAUUUGUGUCCAUUGUUUUGGAAACAAUCAGAAUUCUUAGACAUCAAUUCUCGCCCUGGAACUUUAAUACACGAGGUUGCUCAUUUUCUGGGGUACGAUGAUUCUGUUCCUAAAUCUUUGACAGAUAAAACAGGGAACAUAAUCCUAAACAAUGAAACAGUCAAGCUCACUACAUAUAACAUUGAGCUUGCAUUUGGAUUGUUCAUGUCACAUUGCGGAACCUACACAGACGGUGCGUAUUCAUGCUGCGGAGAGAAGUCCAGGGACUCGGUCUGUGAACAUUCUUUGAUGAGCUCCAUGAUCAGGUAUUUCAGACUAAAUGUCAUUAUCUCUUUAUAUCAUAAGGGUUCACCAAUGUAUCCAAUAACAAAUUGUAGACAUUCUGAAUCCAAAUACUUACAGGGUUAUUCACUGAAUUUCAUAUUUAAGGCCAAAACUAAAAGCAAAUCUGACUUGGAGACAUUUUUUUCAGUUUGGCUAUUUUCAUUCUACAUUAAAAAUUUACUGUGAAUUCUCGAUAUCAUUUUAGGGAAUCCUUUGUUAAUUUAGAUUCAAAAUGUCCAGUGCCAAGCAGAUUAUAUCCACUAAAGUGUAAAUUGCCAGGAAUUCAAAGUAAAAUUUAAAUUUGCAAAAAUCAAGUCCUUGACUUUUGUCUAAUCUCAUUUCUAGCCUUCGCAUGUCCCUUUUAAUAUUACAAACUUUCUCUGCUUUGGCACUUAUCAGAAGUGAUGGGCUGUUGUUGUGGCAAUCUAUGGUCAGUGUCCUUUAUCAGAGAUCUUAAUUAACAAAAAAACAUUUCCUUUUCCAUCCUCCUUUCAUCUUUUUGUUCUAUAUCUGAACGGCCAUGGAGAAUAUCAGAUGAAUCUGUUUUGAGUGAGGAUGAGCAGAAACAGGCAGAGGAAGCAAAACGGAGAACCCUUAAUAUCCUGACUGAUGCUCUAAACAAAAAAGACCAUCUCUUGGUAGAGAAACCAGAAGAGCUGAGUGAAUUAAGUCGGCAUCUUCCAAUCAUUAGUCCAAAUCUCGUUCAACAGCUCAUCGAUGAACUCCAGAAAGUGUCAUUUAAGAAGAAUAUAAGUCUAAGAAAUGACAGAACCGUAGCUUACGUCUACAGUAACUUGAGUGACAGAGUAAUUUAUUUGUGUCCAUUGUUUUGGAAACAAUCAGAAUUCUUAGACAUCAAUUCUCGCCCUGGAACUUUAAUACACGAGGUUGCUCAUUUUCUGGGGUACGAUGAUUCUGUUCCUAAAUCCUUGACAGAUAAAACAGGGAACAUAAUCCUAAACAAUGAAACAGUCAAGCUCACUACAUAUGACAUUGAGCUUGCAUUUGGAUUGUUCAUGUCACAUUGCGGAACCUACACAGACGGUGCGUAUUCAUGCUGCGGAGAGAAGUCCAGGGACUCGGUCUGUGAACAUUCUUUGAUGAGCUCCAUGAUCAGGUAUUUCAGACUAAAUGUCAUUAUCUCUUUAUAUCGUAAGACUUCGCCAACUUAUCCCAAAGCAAAUUGUAGACAUUCUGAAUCCAAAUACUUACAGGGUUAUUCACUGAAUGUUAUAUUUAAGGCCAAAACUGAAAGCAAAACUUAAAUUUAAAAUUCACUUUGAAUUCUCGACAUCUCUCAGUUUAGUGAAUACUCUGUAAUUUAGAUUUAAAAUGUCCAGUGCCGAGUAGAUUCUAUUCUCUAAAGUGUAAAUUGCCAGGAAGUCAAGGCAAAAUUCAAAUUUACAAAAAAACAAGUCCUUGAUUUUCGUAUAAUCACUGUUCUAGCCGUCGAAUGUCCAUUUUAAUAUUACAAACUUUCUCUGCCUUAGCAACAAUCAGAGGUGACGGGCUGUUGUUGUGGCAAUCUAUGGUCAGUGUCCUUUAUCAGGGAUCUUAAAAAAAUAAGUUUCCUUUUCCAUCCUCCUUUCAUCUUUUUGUUAUUACGUUCAGGUGUAAAUUUUCAAUAUUUUUCCUUAUUUUUGUUUUCCUCUUCAAAGAAUGUUGUAGUAAAUUGAAAACCAAACUGCAAAAUAAGGGCAGAAAGUUCUGAUUUGAAAACAGUUCUAUAACUCAACUACAAUCACACCUUGGCUAUAUUAAAAUUAAUCUUUUUAACAAUUCAGUUUUCAAUUGACUAAAUUCAAUUUUGGAUAAUUCUGGACAAUUCUGGGCAAAUCACGGUUUAUUGAAUAACCCAUCAUGGAAUAUGCCAUAUAUUACCAUAGUAAUACAGGUUGACAAUUGACUCCAUAUACAAGUCUGGGUAAUAAUUCACUGAAUGCACAAAUGGCCACUCCUAAAUCUAUAACAUUAACACAUUUGAGUUUUUAAAAUGCAAUACCUAAUAGUAGUAAUUUAGAAUGAGUAUUUAUAUGGCCAGUAUUUAUGUGGCCAGGGAACUGCAUUUUUUUAUAACAAAAAUAUGAUAUUUAAAGGAAAUGUGAAAAUUAAAAUUGACAUCUUUUUAUUAUUCUUAGAUUGGACCCACUGAUGAUUUUUCAUGAACUUAUGAAGACUUUACCGGACUCUGUUAGAGCAAUACGUAGCGACAUUGAAGGCUUACAUAUUGACAAAUGA
Pelobates cultripes (western spadefoot toad) is the source of this 6948-nucleotide messenger RNA. Lineage: Eukaryota; Metazoa; Chordata; Amphibia; Anura; Pelobatidae. The record is from the annotation of a GenBank genome assembly.